Salarias fasciatus (jewelled blenny) is the source of this 1611-nucleotide messenger RNA. RefSeq names its product origin recognition complex, subunit 5 (gene orc5). The transcript is spliced from 15 exons. Gene Ontology annotation, cellular component: nuclear origin of replication recognition complex; nucleus. Gene Ontology annotation, molecular function: DNA replication origin binding. NCBI's taxonomy places the organism in Eukaryota, Metazoa, Chordata, Actinopteri, Blenniiformes, Blenniidae. Bases 139 to 1479 code for a protein of 446 amino acids. The record is from RefSeq and is a predicted model, not a curated record. Gene Ontology annotation, biological process: DNA replication initiation; DNA replication.
GUUUUUCCGGUUUUAAGCGGAUAUUUUGAGCUUUUUAAGCGUGUUAGAGGUUUAUUCACACGCGUGCGCGUCUUUACGCCACACUGUCAUGUUUACAGUAUUUUAGUUUUCGGAGCUGGAAAACCCCCGAGGAGCGACAUGUCGGCGCUGCUGCAGGUUCCAGGGUACGACCAGGAGAGGCUGCGGAGCGUCGCGGAGCGGCUGCCGUGCAGGGAGGCCCAGGCCGGUACGCUGCUGUCGCUCCUGGGAGAGCCACAGCAGUACAGCUACCCUUCAGUCUUCAUCUAUGGACACAGAGCUUCGGGGAAAAGUCACGUGGUGGACGUUUUAAUGGAAGAGCUGGAGCUGCCUUGCGUCGCAGUCAGCUGUGUUGAAUGUGUAUCCAUGGCGCUGCUAUUUGAACGAGUGCUGCUGACCUUCUUCGGCCCCGACGCCACCUCGCUGCUCCCCCGCUUCCCCUCCAUGUCCGACUUCGUGCGGAUCUACAAACGGCAGCGGCUGCAGUCGCCCGCCAAGCAGACGCGAUACAUCGUGAUGGAGAAAGCAGAGCUCCUGAGAGACGGCGACGCCAAUCUCCUCCCCGCACUCCUGCGUCUUCAGGAACUGGUCGAGGACAACCUCACCGUCAUCCUGCUCAGUGAAAUCGUGUGGGACCUGUUCCGACCGAACACCGGCUGCUUCGAGCCGCUGCAGCUCCACUUCCCCGACUACAGCAAAGGUGAGCUGCAGGAGAUUUUGUCGAAGGACAAACAUCCGUCGUACUCGGCGGAGUUUUACUCGUCCUACAUCAACAUCCUGCUGGGGGUUUUCUACUCGGUGUGUCGAGACCUGCGAGAGCUGCGUCACCUGGCCGCCCUCAACUUCACCAAGUUCUGUGAGCCUUUGACAGAAGGGAAAGUGAAGGAGACGGACACACACAAGCUGUGGCGGAACAUCGAGCCUCACUUGAAAAAGGCCAUGCAGACGGUUUACAUCCGGGAGGUUUCCAGCCUGCAGUGGGAGCAGAUGCAGCAGAUGGAGGAGAAGGAGAGCGGCGCUCUGAGAGGCUUAUCGGCGCACACUCACAUCGAGCUGCCGUAUUACUCCAAGUUCCUGCUGAUCGCCGCUUAUCUGGCCUCCUACAAUCCUGCUCGGACAGAUAAACGCUUCUUUCUGAAGCAUCAUGGGAAAAUUCGAAAAACAGCCAAGUUCUUGAAGAAAAAUGAGAAGACGAGUAACCACCUCCUGGGGCCGAAGCCCUUCCCUCUGGACCGUCUGCUCGCCAUCUUUUACAGUGUGGUGGACAGCAGGGUCGCCCCGACCGCCAGCAUCUUCUCUCAGAUCUCCUCCCUGGUGACCUUACAGCUGCUGGCUCAGGUCAGCCACGACGACCAGCUCGACGCCCCCAAGUACAAGUGCUGCGUCUCCCUGGACUUCAUCUGCGCCAUCUCCAGGACGGUGAACUUUGAAAUCGUCAAAUAUCUCUACGACUUCGUGUGAGCCCGAAGAGACGAAUCUCAGACCAAAGGAGUCCAGUUCUGUUGCUGCCCCCUUGUGGUGGAUCGAUAAACUAUUUUUUUUUUCCUUCAAUGUUUCUAUUUGUACAGAAUAAAAGACAAGUGAUCGCCUUCA